Gallus gallus (chicken) is the source of this 2382-nucleotide messenger RNA. It is a transcript of the gene NPBWR1, whose product is annotated as neuropeptides B and W receptor 1. The transcript has 3 exons. Gene Ontology annotation, biological process: neuropeptide signaling pathway. The record is from RefSeq and is a predicted model, not a curated record. The coding region runs from base 346 to 1341 and encodes 331 amino acids. Gene Ontology annotation, molecular function: neuropeptide binding; neuropeptide receptor activity. Gene Ontology annotation, cellular component: membrane; neuron projection. NCBI's taxonomy places the organism in Eukaryota, Metazoa, Chordata, Aves, Galliformes, Phasianidae.
ACUCCGCACCCGUGGGAUCGGGGUGACGGGCGCAGCACCGCCCGAGGGAGCGCAGCCGCGGACACCCCGGGACCGCGCGGGGGGAUGCGGCGCUCCCAGACCCCGCACCACAGACAGAUGCCAUCUAGAGCUCGGAUUUCUCCCACCUUCCCUGCGCUGCGAUCCGCCGCCGUCGGGAGGAGAUGCGACUUGAGAUCGAGAUGGACAAGCGUUUAAUUCCCGGCUGUGCUUAGGAUCUGGCCAAGAAACGACAUCGGUGCACACGGGGCUGCCUCUGCCUCCUGCCCACAGCCGCCGGGGAGAGCCCUUCUUGCCACCAGCAGGUCUGGUCCCUCUGCUGUGACCAUGGAAAAUACUUCUCUCCCUGAGCCCAAUUCGUCAUGUGUGGCUGGGCACACAGACUGUACAAGGAGAGGAGAUGUGGAGCUGAGUAUUCCCACUCCCCCACCAAGCCCCAGCUCCUACAUCACGAUGCCUGUCAUCUAUUCCAUCAUCUGUGCUGUGGGACUGACAGGUAACACUGCUGUCAUCUAUGUAAUCCUCAAAGCCCCGAAGAUGAAGACAGUCACCAACAUCUUCAUCCUCAAUUUAGCCAUUGCUGAUGAGCUUUUUACCUUGGUGCUGCCUAUCAACAUUGCUGACUACCUGCUCCUACAAUGGCCAUUUGGAGAGUUCAUGUGCAAGCUCAUCAUCUCCAUAGACCAGUACAACAUUUUCUCCAGCAUCUACUUCCUCACCGUUAUGAGUGUUGACCGCUACCUUGUUGUAGCGGCCACCACCAAGUCCAGGAAGAUGUCUUACCGCACCUACCGAGCUGCCAAGAUUGUAAGCCUCUGCAUCUGGUCCUUCGUCACAGUCAUCAUCCUGCCUUUCACUGUCUUUGCUAAGGUACACAAGGAGCAGGGGCGCUCCCAGUGUGUUUUCGUGUUCCCUCAUCCUGAAAGCGUGUGGUGGAAAGGCAGUCGGAUCUACACCCUUAUCUUAGGCUUUGCUAUCCCAGUGUCCACCAUCUGCAUCCUCUAUACCAUCAUGUUGUGCAGAUUGAGACGUGUGCAUCUUCAUAGCAAUGCAAAAGCCCUGGAUAAAGCAAAAAAAAAAGUGACACUGAUGGUGGUUAUCAUCCUGGCUGUGUGUCUGCUCUGCUGGACACCCUAUCACCUUAGCACAGUGGUCGCCCUCACCACAGACAUCCCACAAACUCCUCAGAUUGUUGGGAUUUCCUACUUCAUCACUAGUCUGAGUUAUGCCAACAGCUGUUUCAACCCUUUCUUGUACGCCUUUCUGGAUGACAGUUUCCGGAGGAGCUUUCGCAAACUGAUGGACUGCAGAACCACCUCAUAGAGCCAACACGAUACUCCAUCUUGUGUGUCCUUCUCACUGUUGUCUGCUCUUCCUGAGGGUCUCGAGCCCAGAGAGUGCUUUUGCUCCAGCCUCCCUGUGGUGGUCCACAGUGCUUCAGACUGUCUCACUGACCAAAAUACAAACUGGGGACAGAUGGGUCAUUCUCAACUUUCUAGCACCUAUUUCCUCAGCAUUGCUUUCUGUUUCUUUGCCUAGCGUUUGUUUUUCCCCUUCUCUCUAAUGCGCUUUCUGUCCUAACGUGGUAGCUCACACAGCUGCAGCAGAUCCCUUUUCCUUUUAAAAUUUAUUGCCUUGUGAGCUUAAGACACAUGACUGUCACUGGAGAUUUAGAAAGCCAAAUAAAGGUGUGUUGUUAAAUGUCUUGAUUAAUGAUUCCUCAGCCUCCUUCAUGUCCUCCUUGCCUGCUUACCAAAACUCUCACAAAGUUACCAGCACUGAAAAAGACACAGCUCCAAAGAAUAAACAAUAAACCAAGGCACUGGGUAGGGAAUAAACCAAGGGAAAAAAAAAAAAAAACAAGACACUGAGAUUAUUUCACUUCAUAGGAAAAUGAGAGAAUGUAACACAAACCCAUGAGAACAGACAAGAAUGACUUUGGCCUGGCAUUAGGAAUGAGCAAUCCAUCACUGACCAAUAAAAUAGCUAGAUGUGGGUUUAGAACUCCCUGUGGAAAAUAGGGUAGUUCACAGCUGUAUUUUCAGCUUUUUCUUUUUUUUUUUCUCCAGAAUUGAUCAUAUAUUUAUGGACAAUCACCUUUUUGCACGUAAUUUUACUUUGGUCCUAUAAAAUGAAGAUACUUUUAAUACAAAUUGGCCCUACUGUAGUGUGGGGAAGAUUCUGACUUCUUCCCUACAAAUGCUAAAUGAGUACAUCUUAGAUUACUUCUAACAGUAAGGAGGAGGGAAGAAAGGAUCAGUGGAAAUUUCACUAGCAUUCACACGUCUACACAUUGAGUGAAGAGGCUUUUUUCUCUUUUGUCCUAUGUUAGCCCUUCAAGGAAAACUGAAUAAAAAUAUGAAA